Messenger RNA from Argentina anserina (silverweed cinquefoil), 411 nucleotides. Its product is annotated as protein SOB FIVE-LIKE 3. The transcript has a single exon. Lineage: Eukaryota; Viridiplantae; Streptophyta; Magnoliopsida; Rosales; Rosaceae. The record is from RefSeq and is a predicted model, not a curated record. Gene Ontology annotation, biological process: cytokinin biosynthetic process. Bases 1 to 411 code for a protein of 136 amino acids.
AUGGAGUUUUCCCAUGUUGUUGGUGCUCAGAAGUUGAGUGGCAGUGGUGAGUCUGGGUGGACAAUGUACCUUGCCUCCCCUACUCAUGGUGAAAGAGAUGGUGUUGAUUCCAGUAGUUAUGAUACAACGAAAGGAAAUAACGCGAGCAUUGAGCACCAGAACGACGUCGACGACGGUGAAGAGAGUGAUGAUUCCAUGGCUUCAGAUGCCUCCUCCGGCCCAAGUCACCCUGACAAAAGUAGUCACGGAGCAACUCGUCAAAGGCGUCCAAAAACCGAAGGGAAUGUCAAGAAACACAGCACAAACAAGUUGAAGAAGACGAGCAAGAAUGAAAGUACAAUUAUCAAAGGAGAGAAAGCUGAGGAGGAAAUAUUGCAGCACAAGGCAGAUAGCGCUGCUAGUCGCAUUUGA